AUGGCAGCUAUAUAUAAUUACAAAGAAGCAACAGAGAUACUCAUUUCGUAUGGAGCAAAUUUAAAUGCAAGACAUGAUUAUUUGAGGACACCACUCCAUGAUGCAGUAGAGAAUUAUAGUAAAGAAGUGGUAUCUUCUCUCAUUUCUCAUGGCGCAGAUAUAAAUGCAAAAGAUAUAAAUCAUCAAACACCUCUUCAUUUAGCAGUAUUAAGAAAUCCUAAUACCGAAAUAGCAGAAUAUCUUAUUUCUCAUGGUGCUAAAGUAGAUGUUUAUGAUUCUGAGGGCAAUAGCCCUCUUAGAUAUGCACGCUAUUUCAAUGACACAGAGAUGAUUGAUAUACUUACUAGGGGGUUAGAAAAAUCAAAGCUUCAAUAA
Messenger RNA from Trichomonas vaginalis G3, 375 nucleotides. RefSeq names its product proteasome regulatory particle assembly. The record is from RefSeq and is a predicted model, not a curated record. Gene Ontology annotation, cellular component: nucleus; cytoplasm. Gene Ontology annotation, molecular function: protein binding. NCBI's taxonomy places the organism in Eukaryota, Parabasalia, Trichomonadida, Trichomonadidae. The transcript has a single exon. The coding region runs from base 1 to 375 and encodes 124 amino acids.